CUAUCUGAGCUGCAGACUGCGCCUUGCCUGCGCACGCCCCGCCGCCGACGGCUCGACAUGGCGAAAGUAAACGUGGAUCUGCUGCACACUAGAAGCUCGACGUUAAUUUAACACAAUGACGGAACAGAAUGAAGAAAAACCGCGAAACUUCCACGAAAUGGAAUUAGAUGAUCGUAUUUUGAAGGCAAUAGCAAAACUGGGCUGGCAAAACCCUACUUUAAUUCAAGAACGUGCCAUUCCGCUCCUACUAGAAGGGAAAGACGUGCUCGUUCGAGCCCGUACUGGUUCCGGUAAAACAGCCGCCUUUGCGAUUCCUGUAAUUCAGAAGAUCCUAAACAUAAAACAGACCGCCCGCCAUCAGGAAAUUAAAGCUCUGAUUCUCGCCCCCAGUAAAGAAUUGUGUCAUCAAAUCUGCGGCGUCAUUAAAGAUUUGACUAUAAAGUGUUCACAAGAGGUGCGAUGUGUAGAUGUGGCACCUCAGGUUGAUUUGAGUGUCCAAAAACCGUUAUUGGUGGAAAGACCAGAUAUUGUUGUUGGUACACCUACGAGAGUUUUGAAACACGUUAAAGCGGGGUAUUUGGAUUUGAAAAAGUCGCUAGAGUUGCUGGUGAUUGAUGAAGCAGACUUGGUUUUUUCUUUUGGCUAUGAAAAUGAAGUGAAAGAACUCAUGGGGUCGUUGCCGAAUAUUUAUCAAGCUAUUCUGGCGUCAGCUACUUUGAGUGAAGAUGUUAAGAGUUUAAAGAGUUUGGUUCUUCAUAAUCCUGUAACUCUAAAACUUGAAGAACCGGAAAUUGCACCUGAAAGUCAGCUUACGCACUAUCAUUUGAUGGCUGAGGAAAUGGAUAAGGCGACUAUAAUUUACGCACUUUUAAAAUUACAUUUAAUUCGGGGGAAAACAAUCAUAUUUGUUAAUACUGUGGACAAGUGUUACAAAAUUAAACUUUAUUUAGAACAGUUUGGAAUUCCAACAUGUGUACUAAAUUCUGAACUUCCGGCUAAAAUUAGGUGUCACUCAGUCACUCAGUUUAAUCAAGGUAUAUAUGAUAUUAUAGUGGCUUCUGAUGAGAAGGCAUUAGAAGAACCAGGAAAUUACGGAGAAAAAGAUAAUACAGAGGCGAAAAAAUCUAAACGGAAGAAAGACAAAGAAAGUGGGGUGUCCAGAGGCAUAGAUUUUCAACAUGUGGCAAACGUUAUCAAUUUUGAUUUUCCACUAGAUGCACAAUCUUACAUACACAGAGCUGGAAGGACAGCCAGAGGCAACAACCAUGGUAGUGUUUUAUCUUUUGUCAGCAUUAAAGAAAAACCCUUGUUAGAAAAAGUUGAAAAUCGUUUAAAAACUGGAGACAAUGAUUCAAUAUUCAAAGCAAACCACUUUAAAUUGGAAGAAGUUGAGGCUUUUAAAUACAGGGCAAAAGAUGCAUGGAGAGCUGUUACCAAGAUAGCGGUACGUGAAGCUAGACUAAAGGAAAUCAAACAGGAAAUUUUCAAUUGCCAAAAACUCAAAAGUUAUUUUGAAGAUAACCCCACAGAUCUACAAGUUUUGAGGCAUGAUAAGGCCCUACACACAGUAAGAGUGCAACAACAUCUUUCAGACGUCCCCGAAUACAUCGUUCCACCAACACUAAAAGGAAUGGGAGGAUUAACCAAAAGAAACAAAAGGAAACACGAUUUUAGGUCAGCACAAAGUUCCGCGAGUCGAUUUCAGGCCAGGAAAAGCAAUCCUUUACUGAGUAUGGACUUUGAAGGUUUUAGUAAAAAGAAAAAGAAGAAGAACUGACUACAGUUGCUAUACUUUUUUCAAUAAACUUUUGUUACAAUUGUA
Messenger RNA from Zophobas morio, 1822 nucleotides. It is a transcript of the gene Hlc, whose product is annotated as probable ATP-dependent RNA helicase DDX56. The coding region runs from base 116 to 1777 and encodes 553 amino acids. Gene Ontology annotation, molecular function: nucleic acid binding; RNA helicase activity; ATP binding. Lineage: Eukaryota; Metazoa; Arthropoda; Insecta; Coleoptera; Tenebrionidae. The record is from RefSeq and is a predicted model, not a curated record. The transcript is spliced from 9 exons.